UAGAUAUAAAAUAAAAUAAGAUCGACAUAUGGAUUUGACAUACUCCCAACCAUCGCCGGGAAUGUGCCGCGCUGUGCCGAGAAAACCUGAGGUUUUCCGUGAUCUGGGGAAUUUACUUUUGCGAGACAGACUAUGCCGAGCCGGGAAAACGUAUGGUUUUCGAAAGCUGUAGUUUCGUGAAGGUGAAUUUCCGGAUUGACAAUAUCUGGUUUUUAAAACCAGAAAAUAUGGGUCAGGAACCCGCUGACAAAUGUCAGGACUCGGGCCAAAAGACUGACGUAAAAAAGGUGGUAGUGCGGAGGUCACAUGAUUGCUAAGCGAUCGGGGGUUUCGCGAAAUGAAACCCAGAGAAGGGUAAUCUCGCGCUCACUUCAAUUGACCACUGGCCUCACUACACUUAAGGGAGUACUGACGGUACGUAGCUAGUCAGCUGAGAGAUCGCUCCGACUCAUCGUUGACUCACGUUGUUACGGUUGGCAGUUUGGCAACGUCGCAUUCAAUCGCGCUUCUGAUCGGCUUUAUAGGGUAUGUUCGAUACGGGAGCAGUAAAUCGCCAGUAAACUCAUUUGGCAACAGUGCAAUGUCAGAAUUAUAUCUUGAUGUCUCACAACGGUCAGAUACGGUUUCUGACUACUGGAGCUGUGUUCCGCAUCCCAAAACACAGGGAUUCCGCGAAUCACAAACAAUGAAAUGACCGCAAGCUCAGUUUUUCGUUGUUGAGUUUUGUUCACUCGUAUAAAGUUUUGUGAAUAUAGUUCAAUAAUAAUGGAUCAAGUAAAUAAACAACAAAGAACUUUAGUUGAUCCGAAAACUAAGGAAACCUUCAAGGUCCUUGUAAACGCUGAAGAUGUUGAAAAAAUCGAAAAUGGUAAAUACAUAACCUCACGAUUUGUACCUAACAACUUAUUGUGCUUUCUUUCAAUAUUGUAUAAUUAUAAUUUCAGAUCCAAUUUAUCAACAUAAAAUGUUGAAAGACAUAAAGAAGGUCAGAGAUGAAACAAAUUGCUUAAAGCUAGGCCAAGCAAAUAAUUUAGUUCAACUGCAGGUAAUGGAUACAUCUGAUAAAAUUCAUUCCUUGAUGGUUCCUGUUGCUAAACGUGAUCGAGCUUUAAAAGAUGUAGCAUAUGCCAGUGAAUUAUUACAUGAACACUUAUCGGCUUUGCCUAGUUCAUCUAAUGCUAGACAGAAACAAUACGGAGACUGAUGCCAUGAAAGAUGGAGUAUUGAACGCUGAAAAGGAUCCAGUAUUUGAGUUAACAUUGAUAGAACCUUCAACAAUGGAGAAAUUCAUGUUUUUCGUUGACCAGGAAACUUUUAACCGAGCACAGAACGAUAUCUCGUUUGCGACAUAGUUAUUAGAGAAUCAUAUGGCAGCUUUAGAUAAACAAAAAUCAAAUUCUGUAUCGACAUUCAUGGAGGCAAACAAUACUAGUAAUGAAGAACUGCAAAAUGACACUGAUGAAUUGAAAAAUCUCAUUAAAAUGUAUGGGAACGAUGACAUUAAUGAUGAUGAAUCCAGUAGUAAACAGACUGGUCGUUAUGUUUGGAGUGACGCAGAGAUACUUCUUUUAAUUAAAUUAUAUAAAGACAAUGAUGCUGCUUAUAAUGAAGGCAAGAUGACGUACAAAACUUUUUGGAAAAGAAUUACAGAUGGCAUGGUGUCUAAAGGAUAUAACGUAACUACAAGUCGAUGUACUUCAAAAAUGGACUCCCUCAAAAGAAUGUACAAAAACGUAAAAGAUCAUAACGCUCAAAGCGGAAAUGAUAGAAAAACAUGUAACUUUUAUAAAGAGCUGGAUGAACUGUACAAUAAAAAACCAUGGAUAAAACCACUGUCCGUGGCUGGAUCAAAUUUGCCUUUAGGCAAUGUGGAUAUUAACAAAAGACCAAGUACCUCACGAAAGCGUUCAAAAUCAGCACUAGAAGACCUAAAAGCAUCAUAUUUAGAGCAGUCGUUAGAAAUAAAACGCUUGAAAAGGGAAGAUACAGAAAAUUACAGAAAGGAAAAAUUAUCUGUUAUGAAAGAUUUCUUACAAUUUCUUAGAAAAUAAGAAGUAGUAGGUGCAAUUACUGCAAG
Nasonia vitripennis (jewel wasp) is the source of this 2077-nucleotide messenger RNA. RefSeq lists its product as uncharacterized. The transcript is spliced from 6 exons. Bases 1368 to 2051 code for a protein of 227 amino acids. NCBI's taxonomy places the organism in Eukaryota, Metazoa, Arthropoda, Insecta, Hymenoptera, Pteromalidae. The record is from RefSeq and is a predicted model, not a curated record.